Molecule: messenger RNA, 881 nt
Organism: Myotis daubentonii (Daubenton's bat)
Lineage: Eukaryota; Metazoa; Chordata; Mammalia; Chiroptera; Vespertilionidae
Gene: LENEP
Product: lens epithelial protein
Biological process (GO): multicellular organism development
Source: RefSeq, a predicted model, not a curated record
UGCCAACCACUGGGGGUACCAGCAACCAGGCAGGGCACCCAAGGUUUCUAGGCUCAGGCUGGAGGGCGGGAAGCUGAGCUGGCCUGGCUGUGGAGGAUGAAAGAUGGAGUGGCCAGAUCCUCCUCCUCCUAACCCCACCCCUCCUUCAUGGGGGCUGACUCAGCCCAUUCUCAGGCCCAGAACCUUCCCUGUGACAGACCCUGGGGCCUUUGUCCCUGUAGUCAUGAGCCUGGGGGGUGGGGGGGCGGGGUGAACAGUGUUGAUAAAAGGUACCAGGGGCAGCUCCCACACCCUUCCUCAGAGCUGCUGCCCACAUGCAGGCCCGCACACAGCCCUUAGCCCAGGCCCUACCUUUCUCCCGCAGAGGGGCCCUGCCAGACGCUGGGCUCCGGGCGCCUGUUGUAAAGACGGGCCCCAGGUGGGAGGGCCUGCAGCGCACCCUGAGGGAGGUCCUCUACGUCCUCCUCUGCUGCUGGUGUGUCAAGGAGCUCCUGGAUUAAUGGCAGCAGGAGACUGGCCUCGUGCAGUGCCCAGCUCUACCCCCACCAAGACUCCCGGGGCCGGCUGCAUUGACCAAGGAUGGGCCACAAACAAGGAGUGAAGUGUGGAUCUCACUUUGGGUCGGUGCCGUCUGUCUCAGACCGGCCUCAUCUCUGGGCCUCCAUUUCCAGCCCCCACCUCUGGUGGAGCCCUGGUGCGCGGGACCUUGGCCUGCUGGCUAGGACCCUAACAAGCCUGCGGCAGGACCUGGCACUUCUCCAAGCCUGGCACAGCGAGCCCACCAGCCCAGAUGGUUGAUCUUGCCGUAUCCUCUUAGUGCCAGGAAGGGGCUGCCCCCUAAUAUCUCUGUUUGAGAAUCCCUGCGCUAUAGAUAUAAUAAA